This is a messenger RNA of Pygocentrus nattereri (red-bellied piranha), 1568 nucleotides long. It is a transcript of the gene eif3eb, whose product is annotated as eukaryotic translation initiation factor 3, subunit E, b. Gene Ontology annotation, cellular component: nucleus; cytoplasm; eukaryotic translation initiation factor 3 complex. Bases 63 to 1403 code for a protein of 446 amino acids. Gene Ontology annotation, molecular function: translation initiation factor activity. Gene Ontology annotation, biological process: translational initiation. The record is from RefSeq and is a predicted model, not a curated record. NCBI's taxonomy places the organism in Eukaryota, Metazoa, Chordata, Actinopteri, Characiformes, Serrasalmidae. The transcript has 13 exons.
CUCCGUACUGUCCGCAUCCGGGGAUCUCAAUAAAGUUUUUUCAGUCAUUUUGUCUGUCAACAAUGGCGGAGUACGACCUGACGACCAGGAUAGCGCAUUUCCUAGACCGGCAUCUGGUUUUCCCGCUGCUGGAGUUCCUCUCCGUGAAGGAGAUCUACAAUGAGAAAGAGCUGCUCCAAGGGAAGCUGGACCUCCUCAGUGACACGAACAUGGUGGACUUCGCCAUGGACGUGUAUAAGAGUCUCUACCUCGAGAAGGAGAUUCCGCACUCGCUGAGAGAGAAGAGGACCACAGUAGUGGCCCAGCUGAAGCAGCUUCAGGCGGAGACGGAGCCCAUCGUCAAGAUGUUUGAAGACCCAGAGACCACCAGGCAGAUGCAGUCUACAAGGGAUGGGAGGAUGCUGUUUGAUUACUUGGCAGAUAAACAUAAUUUCCGACAGGAGUACUUGGACACUCUUUACCGCUAUGCGAAGUUCCAGUACGAGUGUGGGAACUACUCUGGUGCCGCUGAAUAUCUCUACUUUUUCCGUGUGUUGGUUCCUUCCACAGACAGGAACGCUCUGAGCUCACUGUGGGGGAAACUGGCCUCCGAGAUCCUCAUGCAGAACUGGGAAGCAGCCAUGGAGGACCUCACUCGUCUCAGAGAGACCAUCGACAACAAUUCAGUGAGUUCCCCUCUCCAGUCGCUGCAGCAGAGGACGUGGCUCAUUCACUGGUCUCUGUUCGUGUUCUUCAAUCACCCCAAAGGCAGAGACAACAUCAUCGAGCUUUUCCUCUACCAGCCCCAGUAUCUGAACGCUAUUCAGACCAUGUGCCCGCACAUCCUCCGCUACCUAACCACAGCGGUCAUCACUAAUAAAGACGUGAGGAAGCGCCGGCAGGUCCUCAAAGACCUGGUCAAAGUCAUCCAACAGGAGUCUUACACAUACAAGGAUCCCAUCACCGAGUUUGUGGAGUGCCUGUACGUUAACUUCGACUUUGACAGCGCGCAGAAGAAACUGAGGGAGUGUGAAUCGGUACUGGUGAAUGACUUUUUCCUGGUGGCUUGUCUGGAGGAUUUCAUUGAGAACGCUCGGCUGUUCAUUUUCGAGACGUUCUGUCGGAUUCAUCAGUGCAUCAGCAUCAGUAUGUUGGCGGAUAAGCUGAAUAUGACUCCCGAGGAGGCAGAGCGAUGGAUAGUCAACCUGAUCCGCAACGCCAGGCUGGACGCAAAAAUCGACUCCAAACUGGGCCACGUAGUGAUGGGCAACAAUGCUGUGUCGCCAUACCAACAGGUCAUUGAGAAGACCAAGAGCCUUUCCUUCCGCAGCCAGAUGCUCGCCAUGAACAUCGAGAAGAAACUUAGCCACAGUAACAGGAAUGAGACCCCCAACUGGGCGACGCAAGACUCCAGCUUCUAUUAGGCGAGUGGAUGAGAGACUUUUUAGAGUUUAAACCUUAUUUUUUACGCAAACCUCUUGCUUCAUUCUUAGUUAUUUCUUUUCAUUCAUUUUACCGUGGCUGCUAUUAAGUUAUUUAGAAAGCACCCUUUGUUUAAUCCAUUAAAGCAGUAAAGGAUUCGGUCCUGA